This is a messenger RNA of Ochotona princeps (American pika), 1403 nucleotides long. It is a transcript of the gene G6PC3, whose product is annotated as glucose-6-phosphatase catalytic subunit 3. The record is from RefSeq and is a predicted model, not a curated record. Bases 213 to 1253 code for a protein of 346 amino acids. Gene Ontology annotation, molecular function: glucose-6-phosphatase activity. NCBI's taxonomy places the organism in Eukaryota, Metazoa, Chordata, Mammalia, Lagomorpha, Ochotonidae. Gene Ontology annotation, cellular component: membrane. The transcript is spliced from 6 exons. Gene Ontology annotation, biological process: glucose 6-phosphate metabolic process; gluconeogenesis.
AAGAGCGCAGGAGCAAACAGUUCAAGCCCAGACGCCCCACGACGAGGACUGCCGCGAGCCUGGGUCUGCCGGAGGCGGGGCUUGGCACCCGCCGCUGGCCGAGAGGGUGGCCCUCGGAGGGCAGCCGGUAGCCAGCCGCCUUCCUGUGGCCGGGAGUGCUCGGCUUCGCCCCAGCGCAGCCAGAGCCGGGCUUACCCCGUCCCGCGGCUGCCAUGGAGUCCACGCUGGGCGCGGGCAUUGUGAUGGCCGAGGCGCUGCAGAACCGGCUGCCUUGGCUGGAGAACGUUUGGCUCUGGGUCACCUUUCUGGGCGACCCGAAGAGCCUCUUUCUGUUCUACUUCCCCGCGGCGUACUAUGCCCGGCGCCGCGUGGGCGUCGCGGUGCUCUGGAUCAGCCUCAUCACCGAGUGGCUCAACCUCAUCUUCAAGUGGUUUCUAUUUGGAGAGAGGCCUUUUUGGUGGGUCCAUGAGUCUGGGUACUACAAUCGGGCACCUGCCCAGGUUCACCAGUUUCCAUCUUCUUGUGAAACUGGUCCAGGCAGCCCCUCCGGACACUGUAUGGUCACAGGAGCGGCCCUCUGGCCCAUAAUGACGGCCCUCACUGCCCAGAUGGCUGCUCGGGCUCACAGGCGCUGGGUAAAGGUGAUCCCCAGCCUGGCUUACUGCACCUUCCUCUUGGCAGUUGGCCUGUCCCGGGUCUUCCUCUUAGCACAUUUCCCUCAUCAGGUGUUGGCAGGCCUCAUCACCGGUGCUGUCCUGGGCUGGCUGAUGACCCCCCGGGUGCCCAUGGAACGGGAGCUAAGCUUCUAUGGGCUGACAGCACUGGCUCUCAUGCUGGGCGCCAGCCUCAUCUAUUGGACCCUUGUUAGCCUGGGCCUGGAUCUUUCUUGGUCCAUCAACCUGGCCUCCAAGUGGUGUGAACGGCCUGAGUGGGUACAUCUGGACAGCCGGCCCUUUGCCUCCCUGAGCCGCGACUCAGGGGCUGCCCUGGGACUGGGCAUCGCCCUGCACUCUCCCUGCUAUGCCCAGAUUCGGCGGGCGUACCUGGGAAAUGGUCAAAAGAUAGCCUGCCUUUUGCUGGCGAUGGGGCUGCUGGGCCCUCUGGACUGGCUGGGUCACCCCCCUCAGAUAAGCCUCUUCUACAUCUUCAACUUCCUUAAGUACACUCUCUGGCCCUUCCUGGUCCUGGCUCUUGUACCCUGGGCUGUGUACAUGUUCAGUGCCCAUGAAACCCACUCCAUCCACUCUUCCUGACUCCCUUGUGCCCUCUUUGUCCCUGUUCCUGCCCACAAAGCCUGUUCUCUUUGACCUCCACACUCCAGGAGGCAGCCUCCUCCCUGAGUCACCAAGCAGGCCCAACUUGACCAGAUGUUCUCACCACCUGGUGUUGGCCCCCAAAAGGGC